GGUUUCUCUCUCCCUUGUAAGAGCACAGCUGCCUUGCCUGCCUGUCGCCUGCUGUUGCUGCUGUUCUGACUAGCUUUUUGCUGCCUCUUUGCCUCUCCUUUACUCUUUCUGCUUAGCUUCUUGCCUUCUGGUACUGCUCGCAGUAUGGAGACUAAUCACUCUGUACAGCUGCCAGGAGAGCCACAGUCAGCACCUCCGGGGGACAGUUCACCAUCACCCAGUCAAAAUGGCCUGGAGAAGCAAGGUGAUCAAGACCCCUCAUCCGCACUCCAAGCACCGUUGAAGGAGGCAGAGGUGAAACCUGAAUCAGGGGCUCAUGACAUCUCUGAAGAGUUGAAUAGACAACUGGAAGACAUCAUUAAUACAUACGGGUCUGCUGCCCGCUCCGCAGGCAAAGAGAGCUCCGCCAAGGCCAAGGAGCAGCCUGAGAACACAGAACCAGUGGACCACGAAGACGGGGACUGUGAGGAAGCCACUGAAGAGGCUGAGAGAGAACCCAUGGCUUCUGGAGAACCACCCACAGCCAAAGAGCCUGUCAGCAAUAAAGAGCAAAAAUUGGAAAAGAAAAUCCUAAAAGGAUUAGGCAAAGAAGCCAACUUGCUAAUGCAAAAUCUGAACAAGUUGCAAACACCUGAAGAAAAGCUUGAUUUUUUAUUCAAGAAGUAUGCUGAAUUGCUGGAUGAACAUCGCACUGAGCAAAAGACAUUAAAGCUCCUACAAAAGAAACAGAGUCAAAUCCAAAAAGAAAAGGACCAGUUACAAAGUGAACACAGCAGAGCCAUCCUCGCUCGAAGCAAACUGGAGAGUCUGUGUCGGGAGCUGCAGAGACACAACAAGACACUGAAGGAGGAAACCCUUCAGCGGGCACGGGAGGAAGAAGAGAAAAGAAAGGAGAUCACAAAUCAUUUCCAGAGUACCCUGACAGAUAUCCAGGGUCAGAUUGAGCAGCAGAGUGAGCGAAAUAUGAAGCUAUGUCAGGAGAACACAGAGCUUGCAGAGAAACUGAAAAGCAUCAUUGAUCAGUAUGAGCUCAGAGAGGAGCAUCUGGACAAAAUAUUCAAGCACAGAGAACUGCAGCAGAAGCUGGUGGAUGCGAAACUCGAGCAGGCGCAAGAAAUGAUGAAGGAGGCAGAGGAGCGACAUAAACGCGAAAAGGAAUAUUUGCUGAACCAGGCAGCAGAGUGGAAACUUCAGGCCAAAAUGCUGAAGGAGCAAGAGACAGUCCUGCAGGCUCAGCUCACCCUCUACUCUGGAAGGUUUGAAGAAUUCCAGAGCACACUGACAAAAAGCAAUGAGGUGUUUGCCACUUUCAAACAGGAAAUGGAUAAAACGACUAAGAAAAUGAAGAAGCUGGAGAAGGACACAGCCACGUGGAAAGCCAGGUUUGAGAGCUGUAACAAGGCUCUGCUGGACAUGAUUGAAGAGAAAGCAUUGAGAGCCAAAGAAUAUGAGUGCUUCGUGAUGAAAAUUGGGAGGCUAGAGAAUCUCUGUCGAGCUUUACAAGAAGAGAGGAACGAACUCUACAAAAAAAUCAGAGAGGCGAAAAUGCCUGAGAAGGAUGACCAAAGCCAGCACAGCUCCGACGAAGAGCCAGAGUCAACGGUUUCUGUGGGUGAAGAGGCUGACACAGAGAACCUCAACAGUAUUCACAAUGCUGUGAAAAACCUGGCCACAGCCUUCACAGUUAUCCAUCAUUCAGCGUUGACCCUUGACCGGUCCAAAGAAUCCCAACCAGAAUGCAGCAGUCCGCAAGGGGGCAGUGACGCAGCCCUGAGGGAGCCAGAACAACCCUCUCUGAGCUCUUCUUGCCAUUCAGAGAGUCCCCCAGUUCCCCUACCUUCUCAGGCUGAGGUUGAAGGAGGCAAGGAGGCAGAGCCUCCCCCCAGGGCCAGUAAUCUCCCUGUGGGGUCUGGAGCAGAGCCCCAAGACCAGGGUCUCCCCACUGGAGUGCUGGCUCAUCAGCAGCCCCUUCCAGAGGCAGAAGUUUCCGGGCAGGCCCCAGAGUCCUCAGUAGAGGCCUUCCCAUGGGGGACAGAGGCAAAUGGUCCUGCUCUACCACCCCCAGCAGGUGAGCAAUUUCCAGCUGGGGUGCCUGGGUGGGAGCCCAGUAGGCAGCCUCCAGAAGCAGUUGCAGCAGCAGAGGGCCUUCCAGAAGGGGACUCAGCUGGACCCCAGCUGCCCAAAGUGGCCGACACCAACCUGGAGGGAGUGGACUAAGCCUCAUGGUGCCUCUGGAGGCCGUUCUUCCUGACUUCAUGUCUUCAUCAUGAAAGACUGUCUUCUGAAAGAGGCAUUAAGAGUUAGGGAUGUCUAAUGGAAGAGACUUAAUUAGAAUCAAAGCAUUUCUAAAUGUUAUGCAAAGCACAUUCAGCCUUUGCUAUUUGUUCUCAAUUUAUAACUGAUUCGGAGCUUUUCUAUUUAACACUGGUUAAUAGUAUAAUUUUCCCAAAUGGCAACAAAGCAUGGUAAUAGAAAAUUUAUAUUAAUCUGCCAUUAAGAUGGUACUUAAUUCAAUUUGUUAAUCAACAGUAAGAUUGGUAUUUAAAGACUUCCACUAUAAUAUGUGAUGUUUUAUUUUUAUUUCCAUAUAUAGUUUAGUAAGUCCAUAGUGAGUAAAGGAUAUCCAGGUCCCAUUUAUACAUUACAUACAUAAAAUAUACACAUGAAUAUGUGGGUAAAUAUAUAUGCAUAUGUGUGUGAAUGUAUACAUGUAUGUGCUUAUGCACAUACAUACACAUGUGUACAUGUGUGCAUACAUUUACAUACAUUUCUUUCAUCCUUUUAAAAUUUCUCUCAUGCAAAACAUUUAGAUGCUAAUCAAAACAAGUAUCUUUUACUUGCUCUUGGGACUACUGGAGAUUAACACUCUAUGAUUCAAGAGUAUGUUCAGAACACAAGUAUCUAGGCCAUGCAGUGUUCGGUAAAAAUGAGUAGGCCAAUGGUAGGUCAAUAAAUUCAACCAAUUAAUCGAAUGACGGAACAGCAGUUGGGCUAGAAGGCAAGUCCGUGUAAAGCGCCCAGACACAAAGAUGAGCACAGCCGGCCCUAAAGAGGAAAGGGGAGCAAACACAGCUGUAGACAGCUCACUUCUUCCAGCAGCAGCUUCUACUCCACUCAGCCCACUGCCUUGCAACCCAGCUUACUCGUGGCUUCCCGCAAUGAAAGGGCUGGAAGUGGGAAAAGGGGCUAGGGCACAGAGGGACUGAGGGUCCUCAGGCUAAGAAGCAGCUCUGCUCAUUCAUCCCCUGCCUCUUGUGCCGCAGAGGUCUUGAGGCAGUUUGCACACCCAGCCCAGCCAACCCCGCAGCUCCCUCGCUGUCACCUACCACUCUCUCCAGAGGGCUCCCACCACCUCUUCCCGUCACUGUCUCAUGCUGUAUCCUCAAAACAUCUGCUCCUGCUUUCCAGCAGGAAAUUUCAAUUUCCUGCCCACAUUUCAAUUAUUGCUAAGUAAAAGCUAUUAUUUUUCCAAAACAGGGUCUCAGUAAGAGUGACGAGGCUAACAAACCAACACAUUUUCUACUUUGAGGAAUUCUCUACUGCCAGAAGUACAGAGCAAAGGACAAAUGGAUCCCUACUCAAAAUGACUGGAAAAAUAAGUGAGGAUUCAGGAGAAGGCAAAAGCCUGAAACACCGGGGGUUGUCUAUACGAGUAUUACAUUAUCAUGGCUCGACAAGAACCUCCAAUAAUAGUGACAGCAUAAAUUACUCUACCUAGGGUAAAAGGAGGCUGCAGCAAGGAAAUGGGAAGGAAGAGAGGGAGGGAGGAGGAAAGGAGAGAAGGAGGGAAGAAGGAUGGAAGAAAGAGAAAGAGAGAUCUAACCCAGCCCUACCUUAAAAGUUGAACUCAAGUAGAAAAA
Pteronotus mesoamericanus is the source of this 3860-nucleotide messenger RNA. It is a transcript of the gene TXLNB, whose product is annotated as taxilin beta. NCBI's taxonomy places the organism in Eukaryota, Metazoa, Chordata, Mammalia, Chiroptera, Mormoopidae. The record is from RefSeq and is a predicted model, not a curated record. The transcript has 10 exons. Gene Ontology annotation, molecular function: syntaxin binding. Bases 145 to 2217 code for a protein of 690 amino acids.